Messenger RNA from Nymphaea colorata (pocket water lily), 2244 nucleotides. RefSeq names its product probable inactive purple acid phosphatase 1. NCBI's taxonomy places the organism in Eukaryota, Viridiplantae, Streptophyta, Magnoliopsida, Nymphaeales, Nymphaeaceae. The record is from RefSeq and is a predicted model, not a curated record. Gene Ontology annotation, molecular function: metal ion binding; acid phosphatase activity. Bases 173 to 2014 code for a protein of 613 amino acids. The transcript has 13 exons.
CCGUCUCCAUGAUUUUGACUAUCUAAUAUCUAUUGGAGGUCGUUCGAAACGUCGGCAAUGUCAAUCAUAGACUUACUCUAUAAAGAGGAGUCCUUGUAGCUAAAUCCUCGAGUUCAACUCUCUCUACUUGCAGCUCCAGAGCAUCCACUAGAGACAGAAUCCUCAAACCAUUAUGGAGAAGAUUUGGCGUUUGAUUUGGUUGCUGAGUUUUGCGGAGUUUGUAAGUUUUUGCCAGGCAAGAGUGCCAGGGGAACAGCCUCUCUCUAAUAUUGCCAUUCAUAGGACGACUCUUGCUCUGCACGAGUCUGCCUAUAUUAAAGCCUUUCCUCUUGUUCUUGGCUUGAAGGGCGAAAACAGUGGAUGGGUGACUUUGAAGUUUAGUCAACCUAACCCAUCCAGUGAUGAUUGGAUAGGAGUGUUUUCUCCUUCGAACUUUAGUGCAACAACUUGUGAGCCUGAAAAUACGAAAGAUAAGCCUCCACUGUUGUGUACUGCACCUAUUAAGUACCAAUAUGCAAAUUAUUCAAACCCAAGUUACACAAGUACAGGAAAUGGGAUUUUGAAGCUUCAGUUGAUCAAUCAGAGGGCUGACUUUUCCUUUGCUCUGUUCUCAGGCGGAAUCUCAAAUCCGAAGCUGGUUGCUGUCUCGAAUACGGUAACAUAUGCAAAUCCAAAAGCCCCUGUCUAUCCACGUCUAGCUCAAGGGAAGGCUUGGAAUGAAAUGGCAGUUACCUGGACUAGUGGUUAUGAUAUUAUAGAAGCAGUACCUUUGGUUGAGUGGGGCCCAGAAGGAGGGGCUCGGAUGCAAUCUCCAGCUGGAACUUUGACUUUCAGUCGUAGCAGCAUGUGUGGUUCGCCAGCACGGACGGUGGGAUGGCGUGACCCUGGCUUCAUUCAUACUAGCUUUCUGAAAGAAUUAUGGCCUAAUUCAAUGUAUAGCUACAGAGUGGGUCAUAGAUUAUUUAAUGGUUCAUACGUUUGGAGUCAAGUUUAUCAUUUUAGAGCAUCUCCGUAUCCUGGACAAAACUCCUUGCAGCGCAUUGUGAUUUUUGGUGAUAUGGGAAAGGCAGAGCGUGAUGGUUCCAAUGAGUAUAACAAUUACCAACCUGGUUCUCUGAAUACUACAGACCAGCUAAUCAAGGACUUGAAUGAUAUAGAUAUAGUCUUUCAUAUUGGUGAUAUAUGUUAUGCUAAUGGAUAUAUAUCUCAGUGGGAUCAAUUUACUUCACAGGUUGAACCAAUUGCUUCCACUGUACCAUAUAUGAUUGCAAGUGGAAACCAUGAGCGCGACUGGCCAGGAACAGGUUCUUUUUACACCAACAUGGAUUCAGGCGGGGAGUGUGGUGUGUUGGCUGAAACCAUGUUUUAUGUUCCUGCUGAGAACAGGGAGAAAUUCUGGUAUUCAACUGACUAUGGCAUGUUUAGAUUCUGUAUAGCUGACACAGAGCAAGAUUGGAGGCCAGGAACAGAGCAAUACAAAUUUAUUGAACAUUGCCUAGCAACAGCCGAUCGACAGAAACAACCAUGGUUGAUCUUCAUGGCACAUCGUGUUUUGGGCUAUUCCUCUGGUACAUGGUAUGCUGAAGAAGGGUCCUUUGCAGAGCCCAUGGGUAGAGAGAGCUUACAAAGUCUAUGGCAAAAGUAUAAGGUCGACCUUGCUUUCUAUGGCCAUGUACACAAUUACGAGAGGACAUGUCCUGUCUAUGAGAACAUAUGCAUGAGCCAGGAGAAGUCUCAUUACACAGGCCCACUUAAUGGAACCAUUCAUGUAGUUGCUGGUGGUGGUGGUGCUGACCUUGCUCAAUUCACCUCUCUUCAGACAAGUUGGAGUCUGUUUAGAGAUUAUGACUUCGGAUUUGUAAAACUAACAGCAUUUAGCCAUUCAUCCCUAUUGUUCGAGUACAAAAGAAGCAGCAAUGGUAAGGUUUAUGAUUCUUUCACGAUCAACAGGGACUACCGAGACAUUCUUGCCUGUGCAACUGACAGUUGUCAACCCACAACAAUGGCUUCCUAGAUUACCAUUCUGAUCCUUCCACAAAAGUAGAUUGCUCUCUGAGUGUUUUAAGUGAUAAGAAUGGGAGUGAAUGAGAGAUUAUGAGAUGCUCCAGAUGUUAGAAACAAAAUCAUUUAUCAACUUCCAUUUGUAAUCCGUGUUACAGUUGAGUAGAUUCCCAUUUCUUCCUCAAGGAAAUGAUGUGAGGCUUUUUGCUGUUUCUGAAAUAAUAUCCCAUGUUUCAUGUGCUA